Messenger RNA from Chelonus insularis, 1134 nucleotides. RefSeq names its product beta-lactamase-like protein 2 homolog. Lineage: Eukaryota; Metazoa; Arthropoda; Insecta; Hymenoptera; Braconidae. Bases 188 to 1057 code for a protein of 289 amino acids. Gene Ontology annotation, cellular component: mitochondrial matrix. The record is from RefSeq and is a predicted model, not a curated record. Gene Ontology annotation, molecular function: single-stranded RNA binding; RNA endonuclease activity. The transcript has 3 exons.
GUGAAAAUCUACUCUAAAUAAAUAAAAUAUUAGUUAAUAACACAAUUAAAGAUUCACAUAAAUCUGAAUAACACAAAUUGAUUUAAAAAUGAUAAAUCUCGAGGACAAAUUUAAAUAAAAAUAUUUGAUGAUAAUAUAAUAGAUAAGAAUUAAUAAUAGAAGAUAUAACCUUUCAAUUUGAUAAACAAUGUCUCUUACUCCGUUACCACUUAUUUCUAAAUUAUCCAAGCAAGUGAUACGAAUAUUAGGAUGUAAUCCCGGUGUAAUGACACUUCAAGGUACUAAUACAUAUUUGGUUGGAACUGGAGAGAGACGUAUAUUGAUCGAUUCUGGAGAUGAAGAUACUGCUCCGCAGUAUAUUCAAGCACUACAAAAUGUUCUGAAAGAUGAAAAUGCUACAGUUGAACAUUUAAUUAUUACUCACUGGCAUCAUGAUCAUAUUGGAGGUGUAAAAGCUGUUGAACAAUUGAUCCAAUCAAGCUCUGGGGAAAUCCCAACAAUUUGGAAGUUACCAUUACCAGGAAAUAAAGAUAAAAAUAUCUUUCAAAAUAACUGGAAAAAAUUGAUUGAUGAUCAAGUUAUCAAUGUAGUAGGUGCUGAAAUUAUUGUUAAAUAUACACCAGGUCAUACUGAAGAUCACGCUUGUUUAAUGUUCAAUCAAGAAUCAAAUGAUAAUAUUCUCUUCAGUGGAGAUUGUAUUCUUGGAGAAACUACUGCUGUUUUUGAAAAUUUAAGCGAUUACAUGGCAUCAUUGAAGAAAAUAUUAUUGUUAAAACCUAAAACUAUUUAUCCUGGACAUGGUCCGGUUGUUGAAGAUCCUGUAAUUAGAAUUACACAUUAUAUCAAUCAUAGAAAUCAACGUGAAAUGCAAAUUCUAGAAACUUUGACUGAUCAUCCUACUGGCCUAUCUGUUACAGACAUUGUUAAAAUUAUUUAUAAGAAUACACCAGAAAAUUUGUGGCCAGCAGCUUCAAUCAAUAUUUCUCAUCAUCUUCAAAAACUAUUGAAAGAACAAAAGGUAAAAGUUAUUGAUAAUAACAUUUGGUAUUUAAGUUGAUGGAAUUUUUCAUUUUAAGAGAUAAUUAUUACUGAUAGGAUAGAUUUUUAAAAUUAAUAAUUAACUAACAACUGUCC